AUGGGAGAGCAUCGGGUGAACGUGGCGUUUACGUUGGCACCAGUGCAGCCGCCCUGCUUCUCCAGUUAUCUGAAUGUGACUCGAGCUUGGAGCGCCGAUGCCGCAAGCCGUGCGACGCGUUUCCGGUAUCAGGGUACGUCACCGUACCCGAGACAGCGAACACUGUUUCUGAACUUUUUUCAUCGACAGGACAUGGUUCCGUGCGGGUUUGCAGCGCUGCACCCAUAUCACCGGACCUGCAGGUGGCGCCGAUCUUUCAUAAAAAGCGCUCGCUCCUGCUGCGCACGAGCGGAAGCUAUCGCGCGCGAACAUCCACCAGCAUCACAUGAACCGCUAGUGCGCUGCAACGGGAAGGCUUCGUGCUUCGGGGCCCGCCGAACACGACCUGGUGUAGCGGGAGCCGCUGGGGCUCCGCGCUUCCCCGGAGCGCUCAGGGCGCACCCCGUGACCGCGAGUCUCGGCAUCGCGCUGGUGCUUUUACUCGCGGCGUUGCACAGUCCGUCUGUCGCAAGCGCGGCCCCAGUUUUCCACGCCAGCAACCUACAAAGCCUGGGCACUAAGAUGCUUCAUUCCUUCGCAUCGGGUUACGCAUCGUCGCUAGCACUGGUUUUCUUCUCCGAGCUCGGGGACAAGACUUUCUUCAUCACCGCUUUGCUGGCCAUGAAGUACCAUCGAACGUCGAUUUUCAUUGGCGCCAUUGCGGCGUUAUCCCUGAUGACCAUGAUCUCCGUGGUGCUAGGUCAACUCUUUCACGCGCUUCCACCGCUUGUGACGUCAUAUAUCCCAUUCGAUGACUGGGCAGCGUGUGCCCUGCUAAUCUUCUUUGGCGUAUCAAGCAUUCGACAAGGUUUGAAAGCGCGAGCAACACGAGCUGGUCCAGGAUCGAAAGCAGAAACACCAACAUCGCUCGACAGCAGCAGUGCCGGCGCAUCCGAGCGAUCAGGGACGCUUUCGGAUUCGAGGUCUACAUCUGCGCAAGCUGAAGAGCUUACGGAAGAGGCAGAAGCAGCGAAAUUCAUUCGGGAACGAGAGGAGCGUUUGCUGAGCACCAGAAGCCGCCCGGCCUCUGCAACAAAUACGCAGAUGAGCGACAAGACGCGCGAGCAUCCCCGUCUGAGCCAGGCAGGUGCCGCGCUAGCCGCCAUAGCGAUGCCGCUAGCAUCACAUGCGCAGCUCGCUGCUGUCGUCGAAGCGUUCACGCUCGUCUUUCUCGCGGAAUGGGGUGAUCGCAGCAUGCUCGCCACGAUCGCGCUCUCUGCAGCAAAGAAUCCUUUUGGAGUAACGGCCGGGGCGAUCAGCGGACAUCUGGUCGCUUCACUCCUGGCCAUUCUUGGCGGAAGUGUUCUCGGGCGAUACUUUAGCGAGCGCUUCGUUUCCCUAGUCAGCGGCGGGCUGUUCAUCGUCUUUGCCGUCAUGACUUUGCUUGGAGUUUUCUAA
This is a messenger RNA of Cyanidioschyzon merolae strain 10D, 1437 nucleotides long. RefSeq lists its product as hypothetical. The record is from RefSeq and is a predicted model, not a curated record. Gene Ontology annotation, cellular component: Golgi apparatus. Gene Ontology annotation, biological process: Golgi calcium ion transport; calcium ion transmembrane transport; Golgi calcium ion homeostasis. Lineage: Eukaryota; Rhodophyta; Bangiophyceae; Cyanidiales; Cyanidiaceae. Gene Ontology annotation, molecular function: manganese ion transmembrane transporter activity; calcium ion transmembrane transporter activity. Bases 1 to 1437 code for a protein of 478 amino acids. The transcript has a single exon.